AUGGCUCGUGUGCUGAGCCGGGACCCGGUGGAUAUUGAGAGCAUUCUGGCUUUAAAUCCCCGAAAACAGACACAUGCAACUCUUCAUUCAACUGCAGGAAAGAAACAAGUCAAGAAGCAAUGGAAGAGGAAUUCUGAUAAAAGCUGUUCAAACUGUGAGAAACUAGAAAAUAAUUUUGAUGACAUCAAGCACACGACUCUUAGUGAGCGAGGAGCACUUCGAGAAGCAAUGAGGUGCUUAAAGUGUGCAGAUGCCCCCUGUCAGAAGAGUUGCCCAACUAAUCUGGACAUCAAGUCAUUCAUCACAAGUAUUGCAAACAAGAACUACUACAGAGCUGCCAAAAUGAUUCUUUCUGACAAUCCACUUGGCCUGACAUGUGGAAUGGUGUGUCCAACAUCAGAUCUCUGUGUUGGUGGCUGCAAUUUGUAUGCCACUGAGGAGGGACCAAUUAAUAUUGGUGGAUUGCAGCAGUUUGCUACUGAGGUGUUCAAAGCGAUGAAUAUUCCUCAGAUCAGAAACCCUUCCUUACCUCCUCUAGAAGAUAUGCCUGAAGCCUAUCGUGUGAAGAUAGCUCUCCUUGGUGCAGGACCUGCAAGUUUGAGUUGUGCUUCCUUUUUGGCUCGACUGGGUUAUUCAAACAUCACCAUAUUUGAAAAGCAGGAGUACGUUGGUGGCUUAAGUACAUCUGAAAUUCCUCAGUUCCGAUUGCCAUAUGAUGUAGUGAAUUUUGAAGCUGAGCUUAUGAAGGAUCUUGGAGUGAAGAUAAUUUUUAGUAAAGGCCUUGCAGUGGAUGGAAUGACACUCCGUACCUUGAAAGAAGAUGGCUAUGAAGUGGUCUUUAUUGGAAUAGGUUUGCCAGAACCAAACAGAGACAGUAUAUUCCAAGGACUGAGAAUGGAUCAAGGAUUCUACACAUCUAAAGACUUCCUACCUUUGGUAGCAAUGGCAAGUAAACCAGGGAUGUGUGCCUGUCACUCUCCAUUGCCAUCAAUACGUGGAACUGUGAUUGUACUUGGGGCAGGAGACACUGCUUUUGACUGUGCAACAUCUGCUUUACGCUGUGGAGCUCGUCGCGUGUUUGUGGUCUUCAGGAAAGGAUUCACUAAUAUCAGGGCUGUCCCAGAAGAGAUGGAACUCGCAAAAGAAGAGAAGUGUGAAUUUCUGCCUUUCCUCUCCCCUCGGAAAGUUGUACUUAGAGGUGGACAAAUUGUUGCUGUGGAGUUUGUUCGAACUGAACAAGACAACGAUGGAAACUGGAAAGAAGAUGAGGAUCAGGUUGUCCGUCUGAAAGCUGAUAUGGUGAUCAGUGCCUUUGGCUCCAUUUUAAGCGACAAUAAAGUCAGAGAGGCCAUGGCACCUAUCAAGUUUAACAGAUGGGGUCUUCCUGAAGUAGAUCCGGAAACUAUGCAAACAAGUGAACCCUGGGUUUUUGCAGGGGGUGACAUUGGUGGUCUUGCUAACACUACAGUGGAAUCGGUAAAUGAUGGAAAACAAGCUUCCUGGUACAUGCACAGAUACAUACAGUCCUUACAUCAUGUUGCAGUUUCUAGUGUUCCAGAACUACCACUCUUCUAUACUCCUGUCGAUUUAGUAGACAUCACUGUAGAAAUGGCUGGACUGAAGUUUCCAAAUCCUUUCGGCCUUGCCAGUGCAACCCCUACUACUAGCUCUUCAAUGAUUCGAAGAGCUUUUGAAGCUGGAUGGGGCUUUGCUGUCACUAAAACCUUCUCUCUGGAUAAGGAUAUCGUGACCAAUGUUUCUCCAAGGAUUGUGCGUGGAAUUACUUCAGGUCCUAUGUAUGGCCCAGGCCAAGGCUCUUUUCUAAACAUUGAGCUGAUCAGCGAGAAAACAGCAGCAUAUUGGUGUAGAAGUAUUGCUGAACUGAAGGCUGACUUUCCAAACCAUAUUCUGAUUGCCAGUAUCAUGUGCAGCUAUAGCAGGGAGGACUGGACUCAACUUUCAAAAAUGGCUGAGGUUGCUGGUGCAGAUGCGCUGGAGUUAAAUCUAUCAUGUCCUCAUGGCAUGGGGGAAAGAGGCAUGGGCCUGGCCUGUGGGCAGGAUCCAGAGCUGGUACGGAACAUCUGUCGCUGGGUUAGACAAGCUGUUCAGAUUCCUUUCUUUGCCAAGCUGACCCCAAAUGUCACUGAUAUUGUGAAUAUUGCGAUGGCUGCGCAGGAAGGUGGCGCAGAUGGUGUUACAGCCACCAACACCGUGUCAGGACUGAUGGGACUGAAAGCAGACAGCACACCUUGGCCAGCAGUUGGUGGAGGACUGAGGACCACAUAUGGUGGCAUGUCAGGAAAUGCUAUUAGGCCCAUCGCCCUCCGCGCAGUGUCUGCCAUAGCCCGUGCUCUCCCAGGAUUUCCCAUCUUAGCAACUGGAGGUAUCGAUUCAGCUGAAAGUGGGCUCCAGUUUCUGCACAGCGGGGCUUCUGUUUUACAGGUGUGCAGUGCAAUCCAGAAUCAAGAUUUCACUGUUAUUGAUGACUACUGCACUGGACUGCGAGCUCUUCUAUACCUGAAAAGCAUUGAGGAGCUUGAAGACUGGAAUGGACAGAGUCCUGCAACCAUGUGCCAUCAGAAAGGAAAACCAGUACCUAGAAUUGCUGAUCUGAUGGGAAAGAAACUGCCCUGUUUUGGGCCUUACCUGGAACAACGCAAAAAGAUAAUAGCUGAGAACAAGAUUAAACUGAAGGAAGAGAACACGGCUGCUGUGCUUCCCGAGAAAAAGCAUUUCAUUCCAAAGAAGCCCAUUCCAGCAAUCAAGGAUGUAAUUGGAAAAGCACUGCAGUAUAUUGGAACAUAUGGUGAGCUCUGCAACACAGAGCAAGUUGUGGCUCUGAUUGACGAGGAAAUGUGUAUCAACUGUGGCAAAUGUUACAUGACCUGUAAUGAUUCUGGCUACCAGGCUAUCCAGUUUGAUCCCCAAACCCACCUGCCCACGGUUACUGACAGCUGUACAGGCUGCACCCUGUGUCUCAGCGUCUGCCCUAUUAUCGACUGCAUCCGCAUGGUUUCCAGGACAACACCCUACGAACCAAAGCGCGGGCUGCCCUUAGCCGUGAACCCCGUGUGUUGA
Messenger RNA from Gavia stellata (red-throated loon), 3078 nucleotides. It is a transcript of the gene DPYD, whose product is annotated as dihydropyrimidine dehydrogenase. The record is from RefSeq and is a predicted model, not a curated record. The transcript has 23 exons. NCBI's taxonomy places the organism in Eukaryota, Metazoa, Chordata, Aves, Gaviiformes, Gaviidae. Gene Ontology annotation, biological process: thymine catabolic process; uracil catabolic process. The coding region runs from base 1 to 3078 and encodes 1025 amino acids. Gene Ontology annotation, molecular function: iron-sulfur cluster binding; NADP binding; dihydropyrimidine dehydrogenase (NADP+) activity. Gene Ontology annotation, cellular component: cytoplasm; cytosol.